CCAGAAUCUGCUGCUGUGAAUGAAUUCCAGAAAAAGUUCAAAUUAAACCUGAUGAAGAAGUUUGAGUGUUUGAAUGGAGUGAUAAUAAACCUGGGAAACCAAACACUCCUGAAUGAGAUCUACACAGAGCUCUACAUCACAGAGGGAGAUAGUGGAGAAGUCAAUAAAGAACAUGAGGUGAGACAGAUCGAGGCAGCAUCCAGGAGAACAACAACAGAGGAAACACCAAUCAAAUGCAACGACAUCUUUAAACCCUUAUCUGAACAAGACGAACCCAUCAGAACUGUGCUGACAAAGGGAGUCGCAGGCAUCGGAAAAACAGUCUCUGUGCAGACGUUCAUUCUGGACUGGGCUGAAGGGAAAGCAAAUCAGGACAUCCACCUCAUAUUUCCACUUCCUUUCAGAGAGCUGAAUCUGAUGAAGGACCAGAGUCUGAUGGAGCUCCUUCAUGUCUGUUUUAAUGAAACAAAAGAAACAGAAAUGUCCAGUUUGGAAAAGGUUCUGUUCAUUUUUGACGGAUUGGACGAGUGUCGUUUUCCUCUAGAUUUCCAGAACACAGUGAGAGUGUGUGAUGUAACUGAAUCAGCAUCAGUGCAUGUGCUGCUGAUAAACCUGAUCAAAGGGAAUCUGCUUCCCUCUGCUCUCAUCUGGAUCACCUCUCGACCAGCAGCAGCUGAUCAAAUCCCCUCUGAGUGUGUCCAUCGAGUCACAGAGGUACGAGGGUUCAAUGACCCACAGAAGGAGGAGUACUUCAGGAAGAGAAUCAGUGAUCACAGCCUGGCCAAUAACAUCAUCACACACCUGAAGUCAUUAAGAAGCCUCUACAUCAUGUGCCACAUCCCAGUCUUCUGCUGGAUUUCAGCCACUGUUCUAGAGAGAAUGUUGGGUGAAGCAGAGAGUGGAGAGAUCCCCAAGACUCUGACUCAAAUGUACACACACUUCCUCAUAAUUCAGACAAACAUCAUAGGAGAAAAGUACUCAAAGAAGCAGGAGAGUGAUGAAGAAAUGCUUCUUAAACUGGGAAAACUGGCUUUUCAGCAGCUGAAGAAAAGGAACCUGAUCUUCUAUGAGGAAGACCUGAGAGAGUGUGGCAUUGAUGUGAGAGAAGCAGCAGUGUACUCAGGUGUGUGUACGCAAAUCUUCAGAGAGGAGUUUGGGCUUCACCAGAGUAAAGUUUACUGCUUUGUUCAUCUGAGCAUUCAGGAGCACCUCGCAGCUCUGUAUGUACACCUGACAUGCAUGAUGGAAAAGAGAGAUGUUCUUGAUCAUAAUCAGGUCUCUAAAUGGUGGAUGGAAAAAAUUACAAUCUCAGAUGUACACAAGAGUGCUGUAGAUCAGACUUUACGCAGUCAGACUGGACAUCUGGAUCUUUUCCUUCGAUUUCUUUUGGGUCUCUCACUGAAGUCCAAUCAGAAACUCUUACAGGACUUAGUAACACAGACAGGAAGUAGCUCCCAGAGCAUAGAGGAAACAGUUCAGUACAUUAAGAUGAAGAUCAGUGAAGAUCUUCCUACAGAGAAAUCCAUCAAUCUGUUCCACUGUCUGAAUGAACUGGGUGAUAAUUCUCUAGUGGAGGAAAUCCAACACUACCUGAAAUCUGGAAAACAAAGUGUAUUCUCUUCUUCACAGUUGUCUGCUCUGGUGUUUGUGUUACUGACAUCAGCACAGGAGCUGGAAGAAUUUGACCUGAAUAAAUAUACCAGUACAGAUACGAUACCAGAAACUGUUCUUCUGAAGAUGAUGCCUGUGAUUGCAGCCUCCAGAAAAGCAAUGUAAGUAAAGCUGAAUAUAACUGUUCUACUGUUACAGUGUUAGAACGAGAGAAACUGAAAACAGUUUGACAAACAUCUACUUUGGGAAAUAGAUAAAUUAGAGAUUAAAAAAUGCAUAAACAAAUGAUUAAAGAACAGGUGAAGAACAGGUAUUAAUUAAAAAGGUUCUUAAUAUUAUGAUUUAUUAUUACCACAGUAAUGCUGGUUUUAUGUUGGAUAUUUGGAAAUCUUGUGUUUUUAUUUACAUAAACCUUAGCAAUAUCACACUCACAUCUAGAAUCUUUAAUUUUAUCUUUGUAGUUUGAAGAU
This is a messenger RNA of Ictalurus punctatus (channel catfish), 2081 nucleotides long. RefSeq names its product NLR family CARD domain-containing protein 3-like. NCBI's taxonomy places the organism in Eukaryota, Metazoa, Chordata, Actinopteri, Siluriformes, Ictaluridae. The coding region runs from base 52 to 1776 and encodes 574 amino acids. The record is from RefSeq and is a predicted model, not a curated record. The transcript has a single exon.